GGCCGGAGGGGAGGAGCGCGCCUGCGCGGAGUAGAGCGGCGAGCCUGCCGUGGAGGGCCGGUCUGAGAGACUGGAGGCGAGAUGCAGGACCCCAAUGCAGACACCGAGUGGAAUGACAUCUUACGCAAAAAGGGCAUCCUGCCCCCAAGGGAGAGCCUGAAGGAGCUGGAGAAGGCGGAAGAGGAGAAGGAGGAGGAGCUUCUCCAGCAGUCCGUGGUGAAGACCUAUGAGGACAUGACUCUGGAGGAGCUGGAGGAGAAUGAGGACGAGUUCAGCGAGGAGGACGAGCGCGCCCUGGAGAUGUACCGGCAGCAGCGGCUGGCUGAGUGGAAAGCAGCCCAGAUGAAGAACAGGUUUGGAGAAGUUCUGGAGAUCUCGGGGAAGGACUAUGUCCAGGAAGUGACGAGAGCCGGCGAGGGCCUGUGGGUGGUCCUGCACCUGUACAAGCCAGGGAUCCCGCUCUGCUCCCUGAUAAACCAGCACCUGAGCGGGCUGGCCGCCAAGUUCCCUGACGUGAAAUUCAUCAAGGCCAUCUCCACCACCUGUAUCCCCAACUACCCUGACCGGAACCUGCCCACAGUGUUCGUGUACCUGGAAGGUGACAUCAGGGCACAGUUCAUCGGCCCGCUGGUGUUCGGGGGCAUGAACCUGACGAGGGAUGAGUUGGAGUGGAAGCUGUCGGAGUCAGGAGCAAUCAAGACCGACCUGGAGGAGAACCCCAAGAAGCCCAUCGAAGACGUUCUGCUGUCCUCAGUGCGAGGCCCUGUCCCCACGAGGAGGGACAGUGAUUCCGAGGACGACUAAGACUGCAGCUGAGGAGGAGCUCUUUGAACUUUCUUGAUACGACACAUUAUCUGGAUUUUUAAUAAGGAGGAAAAAGCAAAAAUUUAUCAUCUUGGUAACUUUUUUAUAAUUAUUUAAAUUUUAUACAUUUCAGAAAUAAUCAUUGCUGGAAAUUUUUUUUAAUUUCCUUGGGACUCUUUUUAAAUUAAUAAUGUUUCUCUAAGAAAAAUUUAAACAAGCUAUUAAGUCAAAUAUCUAUGUUUUCCUACAUGUAUUUCAGCAAACCAGGAGACUGUUCAGUGUUUUUUGAUGUGUAGCUAUAUAGAAAGGAAUAUGGAGUUUAAAAAAUGACAUGAAUAAAUUAAAUAAACUAUUUAAAAAUAA
Psammomys obesus (fat sand rat) is the source of this 1167-nucleotide messenger RNA. RefSeq names its product phosducin like 3 (gene Pdcl3). Gene Ontology annotation, cellular component: cytoplasm. Lineage: Eukaryota; Metazoa; Chordata; Mammalia; Rodentia; Muridae. The transcript has 6 exons. Bases 82 to 804 code for a protein of 240 amino acids. The record is from RefSeq and is a predicted model, not a curated record. Gene Ontology annotation, biological process: positive regulation of gene expression; angiogenesis; protein folding.